Gracilinanus agilis (Agile Gracile Mouse Opossum) is the source of this 1597-nucleotide messenger RNA. RefSeq names its product serpin family A member 6 (gene SERPINA6). Gene Ontology annotation, biological process: negative regulation of endopeptidase activity. Gene Ontology annotation, molecular function: serine-type endopeptidase inhibitor activity. The record is from RefSeq and is a predicted model, not a curated record. The transcript has 5 exons. Lineage: Eukaryota; Metazoa; Chordata; Mammalia; Didelphimorphia; Didelphidae. Bases 115 to 1347 code for a protein of 410 amino acids.
UGAGACAUAAUGAUGCACAGGUAACUGGAAGCCUUGGAUAGUCUGCACUGAAGACACACCAAGGACACAUAGAGCAGGGGCUACCUCACUCGCCUGACCCAGUCACUCCGAAAAAUGACUUCUACCUUGUAUAAAUGUCUCCUCGUUGUCUUGGCCCUUGGUUCUUGUGUCCCCCAACCUGGCAGCCAAGAUAUCUGUCUCCAGGUACUCACACAUGAGCAAGAAAAUCCUUUCCACCGGAGAUUGGCACCAGUGAAUGUUGACUUUGCAUUUCGCUUAUUCAAGAAUUUGAUAUCAAGAGCCCCAGAUAGAAAUAUUUUCAUCUCUCCAGUGAGUAUUUCCAUGUCCUUGGCCAUGCUGUCCCUUGGGGCCAAGUCGGUCACAUAUACUCAGCUCGUAGAAGCUUUGGGAUUCAACCUUACAGAGACAUCAGAGGUGGAAAUCCAUCAAGGCUUUCAGUAUCUCAUCCAUCUGUUCAACAACAUAGAUACUGGCCUGGAAAUGAACAUAGGAAAUGUCCUAUUUCUUGAUUCAAAGGUAAAACUUAUGGAGACAUUCAUGAAUGAAAUAAAGCGGUAUUACAGUGUAGAAGUUUUGUCUACAGACUUUCAAAAUUCAACCAGAGCCAAGAAACAAGUCAAUGAUUUUGUCAAGAAUAAAACUUUGGGGAAAAUUGAUGAAUUAUUCAAGGAAUUGGAUCCUGAUACUGUGCUCCUUUUGAUCAGUUACAUUUUCUUUAAAGGAAGAUGGGCAAAACCUUUUGACCCCAACGCCACCAAAGUGCAGAAGUUUUUCAUAAAUAAUAAUGAAAGUGUGGAUGUGUUGAUGAUGUCCCAAUCAAAAACCAAUAAACUCUUAUUUGACAAGGAGCUAUCUUGCACAGUGGUGCAACUGGAGUACUCUGGGAAUGCCACAGCUUUCUUCAUCCUGCCAGAUGAGGGGAAGAUGGACCAGGUAGUAGCCUCCCUGAGCCGAGACAUACUGCACAAGUGGUCACAACUUCUUCAGGACAGAUCCAUGAAAUUAUACAUCCCAAAGUUCCAUAUUUCUGAGUCCUAUGACCUUGAAAGUGUCCUAAGGGAAAUGGGGAUGACGGAAAUGUUCACCAACCUAGCCAAUUUCUCUGGCAUCACUCAGCAAGCCUCAGUGAAAUUGUCUGAAGUCCUUCAUAAGGCUGUAAUUAGCAUUGAUGAAGAGGGCACUGAGGCAGCUGCUGGCACCGGAAUAAGAUUUGUAUUUAAGUCACUACCUCUAGUUGUCAAGUUCAACAAACCCUUUCUGUUCAUUGUGUUCGACCACUUUACCUGGAGUGCUCUCUUCCUAGGAAAGAUCAUGAACCCUGCAUAAGAGCUUUGAUGUAAGAUGGCACUGUAUCAUGUCACAUUGUGGGAAAUGACUGGACUAGGAAUCAGAAAACCUAGUUUCUACUUUGGGGGUUUGCACUUCCUAGUCAUGUUGCUAUAAACAAGCCAUUUCACCUCAGUGCUGUAUUUCCUCUAUAAAAGGGGGAUAACUCUCCCCAUCCCCACCCCCAUCAACAAUAGGAUUGUUUUGUGAUCCAAAUUAAACAAUGAAUGUAAAGGUAUUUUUAAAAAUA